Messenger RNA from Betta splendens (Siamese fighting fish), 2298 nucleotides. Its product is annotated as solute carrier family 22 member 7-like. The transcript is spliced from 10 exons. The coding region runs from base 278 to 1855 and encodes 525 amino acids. Gene Ontology annotation, molecular function: transmembrane transporter activity. NCBI's taxonomy places the organism in Eukaryota, Metazoa, Chordata, Actinopteri, Anabantiformes, Osphronemidae. The record is from RefSeq and is a predicted model, not a curated record. Gene Ontology annotation, biological process: transmembrane transport.
CUAGAGGGGGAGGGUUCUGUGACGGAUCCAGCAUCAGUGUCCUGUUUUGUCUAGAUUCCUGUUUUAUUUUGUUAACUUCCGGCAUUGCUGGGACAGGUACAGAAGGAACCAGGAAGCACUGAUUGUAGUCUGCGAGCCCGAGGCAAAAAAGCCCCUGGCCUGUUUCGGAGGCUUUUUGCAGAGGAAUAAAUGAUAAUGAAAUGAUUCGUUCAUGGUCCUGUGUCGACUCUCCAGCAUCUUGAAUCUUGAAGGCCUUUCAUAAGGAGCCGAGCCCACCAUGAAGUUCGAGAACAUCCUGGAUGACAUUAAUGGCUUCGGCCGGUUCCAGGCGAGGAUCCUUGUGAUCAGCUUCAUCGGCCGCUUCACGCUGCCCUGCCACUUCAUGCUCAACAACUUCAUAGCAGCUGUGCCCUCUCACCGCUGUGACGUCAGCCACCUGGACGACGGAGGCGCCUUCAGCGGGUUAACGCAGCCGCAGCGGCUCCUCGUCAGCAUCCCGGCGCAGGGCGACGGAGCCCUCAGCUCCUGCCAGAUGUUCGAAGAGCCUCAGUAUCAGCUGCUGAGCAACUCCUCCAACGCGACGGGGCUGCCCACCGUGCCCUGCCAGAACGGAUGGGUGUACGACAACUCCACAUUCAAGUCCACUGUCACCCAGCAGUGGGACCUGGUGUGUGACAGAAGAGGGAAGAAGCAGGCGACGGCCACCAUCUUCUUCGUCGGAGUCAUGUUUGGAGCCCUCUUUUUUGGCAGCCUGAGCGACAGGUUCGGCCGGAGGAUAAUGCUGCUGGUGUCGUACGUGUCCGGGAUGCUCUUCGCCGUCGCCAGCGCGUUCUCCUCCUCCUACACCAUGUUCGUGGUCCUGCGCUUCUUCAGCGGCUUUUGCCUCACCGGCAUCGUGAUUGUCUCCACCGUCCUCAGUGUGGAGUGGGUGGACAUUGAGCACAGGAAGCUGGUGGGAGUGAUCGACAGCUUGUCCUGGACAUUCGGCAACACUGCAUUCGCAGCCAUCGCUUAUUUAGUGACUGACUGGCGGUGGUUGAUUAUUACUGUCACGGCGCCUCUGGCCUUGGCUAUAGUCACCUGGAGGUGGAUGCCUGAAUCGGCUCGAUGGCUCAUCGCAAGUGGAAAGCUGGACAAAGCCCAGGUGUGCUUGAAAGCGUGCGCCACGAUGAACAGAACACAGGGGUCGAUUCACACGCUCACAAGAGAGACUCUGUCCACUGUUGUAGUGAGCGAGAAAACAGAUCGGACCUAUUCAUACCUCGAUUUGAUCCGAACACCCAAGAUGAGGAAACUGGCCCUGAACUCCGGUUCACUCUGGUUCUGUGUGGCACUGACGUUUUAUGGCAUCAGCUUCAACAUCACAGGCUUUGGCCUCAACAUCUAUCUCACUCAGUUCGUCUAUGCUCUGAUCGAGCUGCCAACCAAAGGCGCCGUUUACUACUUACUGGAUAAGAUAGGCAGGAGAAACACUAUGGUGGGAUCCAUGCUGUUGGCUGGCAUCUGCCUCGGGGUCAACACCGUGGUACCUAAAGACAUGUCCACUGUCAGGACGGUGGUAGCAGUAUUUGGUAAAGGCUUCUCCUCCUCAUCCUUCGCCACUGUUGUGCUCUACAGCUCUGAGCUCUAUCCCACUGUAGUGAGGCAGAACGGCAUGGGCUAUAACUCCUCCAUGGCUCGGCUCGGUGUGUCCGUCGCUCCUCUGAUCCUCUUACUUGAUGACGUGUGGAAGCAUCUGCCCCAGGUGGUCUUGUGCUCGGUGGCCAUAAUUGGGGCAUUUAUGGCGAGUAGACUGUCAGAGACACGUAACAGGUGCCUGGCAGAAACCAUUGAGGAUGUUGAGGAGCAAUGGUAAAAAAAAACAAAAGUUAUUUUAAAUUACUCUGAUUUUGCAAAUGUAGUUUAUUUUUUAAGCGAUGGAGGACUGAUUUUGUCGUCUUCACCAUCAACACUAAAUUUUAAAAAAAGAGGUUCCUAUUGCAUUCGUUUUGUUGCAUUGCGUCACAUUAACGAACGAGUUGUUAAAUUUACUAGAAAAGACCAUUAUAAUUGUCUUCCUAAGUACCAUACACAAGAACAACUUGUUCUUCUAUGUAGAAAUGUGGCUAAACUUAAAGUCUCACUUAAUCUUGUGUCCUCAACAUCUAAACAACUAAAACACAGCUUAUACAAUAAACAGGGCUCAAGGUUAUUUCAUACCAUUCAAAGUUGAACUGCAACAGUGAUGAAAGAUGAAGUAUUAAGAGGGAGAAACAGUAAUGUCUUGUCAUGAAACUAUUUAGUCAUCUUAUGCCAAUU